Molecule: messenger RNA, 2511 nt
Organism: Symbiodinium sp. CCMP2592
Lineage: Eukaryota; Dinophyceae; Suessiales; Symbiodiniaceae
Source: the annotation of a GenBank genome assembly
AUGGAGUCUCGCUGUGCGUGCUGCGCUGUGACGGAUGCAGAGACAGACGCUGCGACCACAGGCGCAAAGACAGAGAACUUGGAGAUGCCGUCCUUCGAACCCAGAGAUGUCGGCAGUGCCGAGCAGCUGAUGCUGAGCCGCAUGCCAGCGGGGCACAUGAUCACGACGCACACCUCCUUGGCCUUGUUGGAGGGACAGGUAGACGUCGAGCGGCUCAAGAAGGCUCUUUCUUGGGCGAUUCUGCGGCACCCCAUGAUGCGAGCGACAGCACGUGAACCAACGGUGCUCGGCAAAGACACAGGACCCUUUUUUCACGGAGGCCAAGACGGCAGGUGGCGCUGGGAGCCCACAGGUCUUGGCAAGGAAGAGCUCACCGAACGGGGCCUCAUGGUCGAGGAUGUAAGCGGCGACUUUGAUUCGAAGUGCAAAGAACACUUUGAGCAGUCCUUGGACAAGACAACCUUCGACUUUGAGAAUGGCCCGCUGUGGAAGCUCCGAUUGCUCCGCCAACCAGGUUUCCGAGGUCCCCGUGGCGGACGCAGCGCCUUGCUUUUCAGCUUCGUCCACUCCAUUGAUGACCAGAAGAGUGCCAACAUACUGCUGCACGAUCUCCUCUCCCAUAUGGAGGCCGCUGAAAAAGGCGACCCAAUUGAGGAUCCCAAGCCUGCAGCGUUGCCAGCUUCCCUGGAGGACGUUUUCCUUCAGGAUGAGCUGGACGUCCAGAAGUUGGCGGGAUAUGCUCUCUCACAGGCGAGUGCUGGCGCGGUGCCCUUCAUGAAAGUUCCUUCCGCGCUUCGUUCAGCGGAACGAAAUGUGCGGAAGAACUUCGGGCUCAAUCCGGCUCAGCCCGUCGCGCAGGAGAGGAACAUGACGGUACCUACAGCUGCCGCAGAAGGGAACGCCAAGCUGCUGAUGGCAGAGGCCGUCUCGUCGGAGAGCGACUUCUGGUCUGAAAGCCGCAAGAAUGUCGUGACCUUCCGAAGCCUACCUGCGCAACAUCUUUCACAACUGCGACAGCUGUGCAGAGAGAACAAUGUCACCAUGUCCAUGGCUGUGGCCGCAGCCGCAUUACUUGCCACCAGCGACAUCAGCAAUGACGAUAUGGACUUCGCAUACGAAGCUUAUCGUAUGCUGCUGGGGGUCGACAUGCGCCGGUUCGCCCCUGGCGGAGACUGGACGCGGGGAACCAUGGCCUAUGCCUCUGGCGCGCUGGACUUCACGCUGCGAUUGCUACCAAAGAGUGGCCAAGCUUAUGCUGCAGAGCAUGAAAAUGCGAGCAUACGUUCGAGAAUAGGAGGCGUUCCAUUCUGGGAUCUGGCGCGGGCAGCAGACUUGGCUGUGCGCGAGUGGGCAGAGAAAGGAUAUGCGGCUGAAUCCACGCGGCUUUUUGACAUCGGCAUUCGCCUUCUGCGAAUGGACAACAUUAUCCGGGAAACGGCCAAUGAUCCAAGUACUUUGGGUCGUGCCUACUCGGUCACUGUGUCCAACGCCGGGAUAUAUAGCCAGGGGCCUGACAAUGGCAGCUACGGUAGCCUUCGACUAGACAAGAUAUUUUUCGGGAUUUCUACAGCCAUCAGUGGAUCUUUGAUGUCGGCUUCUUGCCUGACAGUCAACGGAGACCUUCUGAUCACUGCUCACAGCGCAGCUCCUGUGGUCAACCGCUCGGACAUGGAGAUUUUUGCAGACUCGAUGAUCCGAUCGCUGAGCAUCGCUGCCAUGGAAACAGCGCCAAAAGCAAGUAUGGGGACUCCUCCUGUAGAGAACCCAAUCGAUCCUCGCGGCGGCUUGCCAUGGUACUAUUUGCUGGAGACACCGAAAGGCACCCUGCAAUGCCCCAAGUAUGAGGAUGUCAGGAGUCCAACUUUGCCUGCUUUCAACGUGGAUAAAUAUGUUGGAGUGUGGUAUGAGCUCGCCUUCCACGACAUCACGCAGUGCAACGGAUGUGGUUGUACUCGCUUCAAUAUGACACGACAUGGAAACAUCAUCGAAGACAUGUUUACAGUGACAUGUCCGUGGCCAUGGAAGAAGGGUGUUGAUGGACCGUGGCUUCCAGGGUACAAUGCGAAUGGAAAUAGGAGGAUGAACAUGUGGACAUGCAACAUGACCAUGUACUACAAGCCGGCGGAGCCGGGGGUCAUGUUGGAAACUGGGUUUGGUCAAGAGUUCGACAACAUGGUCCUGGAGAUUUGGAGCGAUCCAGAGAUCACUGCUGAGACUGGCUACGAAUACACCAGGGCCAUACAGUUCCAGUGCUUAGGUUCGGAGCAAGAUGGGAUCACUUUUACUGGUAUCAACUUUCUGUCCCGCAUACCCAUCGUCAAGUCAUCCAUGCUUCAAGAGAUGUUCAACCGGGCUCGGGCGCUGGGUCUGGAGCCCUAUGGCUCCAACGACAUGCACGUCGUGGAGCAUGCUGGGUGCAGAUACCCGCAGAGCACCGAUGAGACAUGGAUGGGAGAGCGUCCAGAGUGGCCUUUUCCCGUAUUCGCAGGCGAUUUCGGAGCUCAGAUCUGA